AUGAUCGCUAGAGGCAAGAUAUUGCAGAUGGCCGUGGCGGCAUUUGCUGCGUAUUCUGUUUUCACUGUACUUGUCAGCCAUCUUGGAAGCGAAGCCUGGACUAGCCCUUUGCCUCCUUUAUCGCAGAAUUUGGUGGGCAGUGGUGUCUUCGACCAUAUUCAAAACCGCACCGUUGGAUUCGAGCAUAUAUAUGCUCUCAACAUGAAAGAGCGAACCGACAAGCGCGAUUUCCUGACGCUGGCAGCUGCGGUGUCAGGGUUCAAAGUGGAAUGGCUCGAUGGAGUACGACCAGAUGAUCUGCAUCCCAAGGCUAUGCCCGAUGGGCUGGAUACCACGGUGGUAAAGCCCACUGCUGUUGCAUGUUGGCGUGCUCAUAUGAAUGCAUUGCUCAAUGUGAUUAAUAAUGACUACUCCACCGCCUUAAUAUUAGAAGACGACGCAGACUGGGACGUUAGCCUCAAGCCCCAGCUACGGGAAUUCGCGCGCGGGCUGCAUGGCCUGAAGGGAACCGACCAGGUCUCCAAGGAAGCUCCUUACGGGACCGACUGGGAUCUUCUCUGGAUUGGAGGGUGCGCAUCUGGACCGAGUGCCAACGAGACAAGCUUCUAUGCUAUUCCCAUGGAUCCCACAGUGCCAAAGUCCCACCAUCGAUCGACCUGGGGUGGUCCUACGGAAAAAUGGAAGGAAAAAUAUCCAGAGCUUGCGGAGGACUCAACUCGGUUUAUUUACCGAGCUGAAAUGGGCUGUUGUAUGUUUGGAUAUGCUGUUACACGCAAAGGCGCACAAAACAUUCUCUCCGCCCUUUCUGUCGAUCAUCUAGACAAGCCGGUGGACAAUGCCCUUGGCGAUCUGUGCGCAGGUCUCUACGGUCGCCGGAAGAUUGAAUGCUGGGCACCAUUCCCUAACCUGAUUGGUACCCAUCGAAAGGCGGGCUCGGCUUUUCGGGAUUCCGAUAUCGAGAAAACCAACAUGGCUGACUUCCAUGAAGAGCAAGCUUGGAAUAUGGUGUACAGCACGAGGCGCAAUAUACAAAGGCUAGUGGCCGGAGAAGACACUGUAUUUUCACAGUGGAAGGACGAAGAUGUGUCAUGGUCGAGCCCGGAGAUUAAUCGCAAGGAUUUUGUUUAUCCUGUGGGUCACCUUUUUACUAAUUAA
Molecule: messenger RNA, 1155 nt
Organism: Penicillium arizonense
Lineage: Eukaryota; Fungi; Ascomycota; Eurotiomycetes; Eurotiales; Aspergillaceae
Exons: 4
Coding region: 1-1155 (384 amino acids)
Source: RefSeq, a predicted model, not a curated record